This is a messenger RNA of Rotaria sordida, 278 nucleotides long. NCBI's taxonomy places the organism in Eukaryota, Metazoa, Rotifera, Eurotatoria, Philodinida, Philodinidae. The record is from the annotation of a GenBank genome assembly.
AUGUCUUUAUGUGAAAUUCAACGUGGUCAAUUAACUGGUAGAAUUUAUUCAAUAUCAAAAGGAUUCUAUCAUGUAUCAUCAGAUUCAACAAAAACUACUCGUCGUCAAAAACAAACAUUUAUUCAAUGGUUUCUCUCAAUUUUUAUGGAAAUUUUCUUACCAACAGGAUAUCCAAAUACAGUUUCUAAUGAUUAUCUUUCUUAUCAAAUUUGGGAUACAAUUCAAGCAUUUGCUUCAUCAAUUACAAAUGCAUUAGCAUUUAGUGCUAUUUUAGAAGG